AUGACUUUACUGAACAUGCUCCGCGACCACUGGGUUCAUGUGCUCGUUCCUAUAGGAUUUUUGAUUGGAUGUUAUCUAGACAGAAGAGAUGACGAAAAGCUAACUGCCUUCCGCAACAAGAGUAUGUUAUAUAAAAGAGAAUUGAGAGACAAUGAAGAAGUCACUUGGAAGUAA
Molecule: messenger RNA, 174 nt
Organism: Elephantulus edwardii (Cape elephant shrew)
Lineage: Eukaryota; Metazoa; Chordata; Mammalia; Macroscelidea; Macroscelididae
Gene: NDUFB1
Product: NADH dehydrogenase (ubiquinone) 1 beta subcomplex, 1, 7kDa
Exons: 2
Coding region: 1-174 (57 amino acids)
Cellular component (GO): mitochondrion
Source: RefSeq, a predicted model, not a curated record